AGCCCUGACUGACAUCAGCAUCCUGACUGGCUUCAUUUACCUGCGUUAUGUUGACAUCUCCGUCAACUACCUUCAGGACAUCAGCCCUCUGUCCAACCUAAGCAAUCUCCUGUGGAUCCAGGGAGAUGAGAACCUCCUAACCAGCGCCCAGCUCAGCGAUCUGCCUUACCUGCAGGUGGCCAACUUCGCCAACAAUCACAUCAAGGACACUGAGGGCAUUGGCCACCCCCUCCUGAAAACCCUCAACCUCACCGGAAAUGAAAUCGAUUCAAUCAGUCUGGAUGAAAAUAAACUGACCAAUCUGCAUACUCUACAGAUGGGAAAGAACAGACUGGAGAACACAGCUGGACUUUAUUUUCCAACCCUCGUGAAGCUAUAUCUGGCAGGCAAUAAGAUAACUAACAUUGUGGGGCUUGACCGUUUAGAAAACCUGCAGAUCCUGCAUCUUCGAGACAACUUACUGGAACACCUGGAUGGAUUUACUGCCAAAAUGAAGUCCUUAAAUUACCUGAACCUGAGGGGGAAUGCUGUGGCAACCAUGCCCGAGCUGAGCAAUUUAAAGCAUCUGCCAUCUCUCAAAGCUCUGGUCUUGGUCGAAAACCCCUGUGCGGAGCUGGAGGCAUACAGGCUGGACAUUCUGAUCAUUCUGCCUACGUUAGAGAGACUGGACAAAACUCAGGUCACUUAUGAGGAACGGAUGGAGGCUGAUGAGCUGUUCAGAGACCGGAUUGGGGAAUAGCAUGAGAAAGAG
This is a messenger RNA of Callorhinchus milii (elephant shark), 751 nucleotides long. Its product is annotated as leucine-rich repeat-containing protein 23. The transcript is spliced from 5 exons. NCBI's taxonomy places the organism in Eukaryota, Metazoa, Chordata, Chondrichthyes, Chimaeriformes, Callorhinchidae. Gene Ontology annotation, molecular function: protein binding. The record is from RefSeq and is a predicted model, not a curated record. The annotation marks the transcript as partial.